CGCCGCAAUCUCAUCCUCGACCUCGACUCCGGCUCGGCUUCAUAUCCGACAUGGCCAACAAUGGCGAAUCCGGCUCAUCGACCGGAGGAUCUAAUGCAAUGACUUUCAUUAAUGCUAUACCGCCGUUGGAUGGUUCCAACUACGGGAUAUGGGCACAGAAGCUAGAAGUGGCUCUCGCACUGUCAGAUAUUGACUUAGCUAUCACCUCACCGUGUCCCGUUAAUCCCCGGGAACUGGUGAGGGACCCGGAUGAGAGCUCUGCCGCUUGGCAAGCUCGCCAGAGAGAACAUGCAAAUGUUCAAAUGAAGUAUGAUCUUGAGAGAGCAAAAUGGAACUCUUCCAACAGAAAGUGCUUGAUGGUCAUCAAGAGUUUCAUUAUAGACAGUAUCAGGGGAGCGAUCCCAGAUUGCGCCACCGCAGUUGAGUACUUGAAGAAAGUUGAGAGUCAAUUUGUUGGCUCUUCAAAAGCUUAUGCGCAAACUCUGAUUCAGAGGUUAGUAAAUGACAAGUACACUGGCGGUGGUGUGAGAGAGCACGUACUGAAGAUGAGCAACAUGGCAUCUAAGCUCAAACCUAUGGACAUGGAGCUUCCUCAUGCUUUCGUUGUCCAUUUGGUUCUGGGUAUAAGUACAAGGACAAUGCUGCAAAGAGGGGAUAGAUGGCUGAAAGUCGCCAAUGGAGUUAGAGCCGAUGUUGAAGCAAUGAUUAUUCGUAUUAUGGCUAUAUUUAUCCAAUUAAAGAAAGAUCAAAAGCGUUAG
Panicum hallii is the source of this 758-nucleotide messenger RNA. RefSeq lists its product as uncharacterized. The record is from RefSeq and is a predicted model, not a curated record. The transcript is spliced from 4 exons. Bases 51 to 758 code for a protein of 235 amino acids. NCBI's taxonomy places the organism in Eukaryota, Viridiplantae, Streptophyta, Magnoliopsida, Poales, Poaceae.